UAUAACACCUCGCAAUCCUCGUUCAUUCGCGUCCACCAAAUAAACGCCUGAGAAAGGGGGAAAAAACGAGUGAAAAACGGAAAAAACAGCUCUCUGGUUCCUUUUGUUGGGAGAAAAUCUCUCGAGGUUUGGAUCUCCCAGUUCUUAAAGUCACCAAAGUUUUCCAGUAAAUAGAGCUUGCAUGAUUUUAGAGGAGCUUUGACAAUGGUCCUGUUUGGGUGCAUCUCCAACUAAGACUGGAAUUGAUUGGUCAUCAGCCAUGUGCAAUUUGCUCAACUAGCGCAUCUACAAAAUGUGGAUGGUGGGAGGUGCUAAAGGCAUCCAACUGUAAAAUGAUUCCCCGAACCGAGCAUCCGAUGUGGAGGGAUGCUAGGAAAAUCAUUGGCUUUGCCUUCCGUGACAUUUGAAGCUGCAAAAUUCUGUUCCCUUUCUUUGUCAGAUCUUUCAACUACACCAGCUGUACUAAAACCGAAAUCGCAUGGCAUAAUACCAACUGUGCAAACUAAUGUUAUCAGAAAAAGUGCAUGCGGCUUUGUUGAUGCAUCUAAAAAGUGGGAGUUACACUCAACUGCACAGCCACAGUCAGCAGUUCUAUUGGAAGAUGAAGAAGAAAAGAAGAUGUGGGAUGCCUGCAGACAAGCUCUAUCUGCAUUCAAAUUCAGCAUUGAGGAGGCAGAUGUAAUACUGAAGAAAGCUUUUGGGUGGGCCCAUUCGCCUUAUUGGGGUGAAGAGAGAUCGAAAGAAGUUCCAAAAGUUGAAUCGGUUAAUGAAAUGUUGGAUUAUCUGCAGAAUUUAGGCCUUUCAGAGGAUGAUAUGUUCAAAGUACUAAAGAAGUUUCCUGAGGUACUUGGGUGUAGUCUUCACGAUGAGUUGAAGAUCAAUGUGGGUACUCUUGAGAAAGUGUGGGGUAUUGAAGGGAAAUCCCUUCGGAAUCUUCUUCUCCGCAAUCCCAAAGUCCUUGGUUAUAAUGUCGAUUGUAAGGGAGAUUGUAUGGCCAAAUGCACUCGCUGCUGGGUUCGGUUUUAGCUAAUUCUCAUUUGUUCUGAUAGAGAGGAAACCAUUCUUACCUUUUGGAUUACAUCAUGUAUUAAAUCCAAUAUUAUUCUAUUUUCCAUGCCAUCAUUAUUUGUAUAGCAUAUCCAGGUUAUUGGAGAA
Magnolia sinica is the source of this 1155-nucleotide messenger RNA. RefSeq lists its product as uncharacterized. Bases 367 to 1026 code for a protein of 219 amino acids. Lineage: Eukaryota; Viridiplantae; Streptophyta; Magnoliopsida; Magnoliales; Magnoliaceae. The transcript has 4 exons. The record is from RefSeq and is a predicted model, not a curated record. Gene Ontology annotation, biological process: regulation of DNA-templated transcription. Gene Ontology annotation, molecular function: double-stranded DNA binding.